AUGCCAUCAAAGACUCAUCAACUCUUCUCGGUGACCAUCUUUGGUUAUCGAAAGCCUGGGAUGGAUGAGGAUGCCUAUCAUCAAUUGUUUCAUAUCACAUGGAAACAACACAACUCGACCAAGGGGCGAGCACUAAUCGACCGCAUCCUCCCCAACCUCCCCUCGGAAAAGGUCGACGAUGCCGACUGCAUCGUGCAGAUCGUAUUCAGGGACAUCGAAGACUACGUGAAAGUAAAGAAUGAGGAAAAGUUUAAGACUGUGGUUGACCCUGAUCAUGCCGUCUUCUCUGACCCGUCGAGAACCAAGUUUGUGACUGGAUGGUUCGAGUUUCACAUUACGGAUGGGGACCUGGUUUAG
Molecule: messenger RNA, 357 nt
Organism: Fusarium falciforme
Lineage: Eukaryota; Fungi; Ascomycota; Sordariomycetes; Hypocreales; Nectriaceae
Product: EthD domain-containing protein
Exons: 3
Coding region: 1-357 (118 amino acids)
Molecular function (GO): oxidoreductase activity
Source: RefSeq, a predicted model, not a curated record